AAGUUUGAUAUAUUUCCGUGAUAGAAAACAAAUAUUAAAAAUAUCAAUCAAGUAUUUAUAUUCCAUUUAAUAAGUUAAUGAAAUUAUAGUCUACUACAGUGCGCGCAGCGCACUGCGCCUGCAAGUCUAGUAUGAUAAAAAUGGUGGGAGCAUGCUGUGUGUACCACGUGACCAUCGCAGCUUUGUAUAUAGGUAUACCUACCUAUAUAUGUGUACAAACGACGGUUGCCGCUUUACCUAUUGCUAUGCCGCAAUGCCGCAGUAGUGUUCUCGCCGUGUGGUCCAAAUUAUUCGAUCAGCAAUUCCGAUUCGCGCGAGAUUGCAGCGCCAGUACUCAGUAGAGCUAGAGUGCAAUAAGUGCGCGCGCGUUGGUGUUACUCAGCGGCGGUUCUGUUGAACACCCACGAAGUCGCGACUCGCGACGGUAGGUACUAGGUAGAUACGGGCGCCGAAAUAAGUACAAACGACUGCAAGUGCAAACCGCAUACCUAUAUGUCUCUAUGGAUGUAUAAUAAUAUUUGCGGGACGAGAAAAAAUAAGGUCGGAUGAACGCCUCCCGAAUUCCCGAUGUAUCAGAAGAAGAAUCAAGAAGUGGCGUCAGUUGCCUCGGCGCUCGGCACUUAGCAGGCAAUUGACACCGUCAGAGGAGCACCAGUCGAUUCUCCUCCUCGACUACCUCGUCUAAGUUGUCCGUACGUCUGCACAAAGGAAUCGCCGUGACUCCUCGCCCGCCGGGAAUGUCCAAGUUCAAGAUCAAGUAUGGUCGCAGUAAGUCAUGCGAAAGAUUCGAGCUUGAUGAGAGAACAUGAAGAGUAGCUGGAAUAAAGAGGACUCUGCAAAGAAACAUCCUGGCUAUCGUAAUGUUGAUACUGCUAAGGGCACCAAAACAUCUAUUGGUGCUGAUCAAUACGUGCAACCUUGGGAACAGCAGAGGAAAAAUGUAGAAUCAGCUAGAAUUGAUGUUCCUCCAACUGAUAAGUCUGAUAAAACAAGUUUAAAGACUUUGGAAAGUUUACUUCUGCAUCAUUCCAUACAGCCUUGUCCUUUCACAUUUUUGACAGCUGUUAAGCGAAAACUGGCCCUUGGUGAAAAUCCCUCUGCUUGUAAGAAAUCUUAUGAGUCAGAGCCUGGUAAAGAAGUAUCCAAAGAUAAAAUGGACUUCAUAAAACCUUUAAAAGUGCCAGAUCUAAAGAUCUCACCUAAAGCUGAUUAUUCAUCCCGAGAAAGUCUUCUAUCCGAUGAAGAAUUAUCUAAAAAAAUUGAAGCUGUACAAAGAGAGGAAAUGACAUUGAAAAGUACUGAUCGCGUACCGAGAAAACUUGAAUUUUCAUCAUCUAGUGCUACAUCAAUGCUUAAUUAUGACAAUGUUGAGCCUUUAAAAAUACCAGAUUUUGCAAUUACAAAAAAGAAAGACCUUUCUAGAGAUAGUUCUAGAGAAAAGGAAAACAGAUCUAAAAGAGUAAAAAAAGAUGACUUAAAUGUGAUAAAGAAUAAAGAUAAUCUUCAAGAUAUAUCAAAAUGGCCCAAAAGUCAAAGACACAUAUCAAGAAAAGAAAUCGCUGAUUCCAUACUCAAUAAAAAAAUGAAAAGUGACCGUAUUAUAGCUCAUGAACCAAAAGAAAAUGAUGUGAUUCUAAAAAAAUCUAAGCCCAAAAACUUCACAACUUCCACUAUCAGAAAAGAUGAUGAAAAACGAAACAAGUACUCACACAUUCCAUCAGUAAAAUCCAGGAAAGAUAAAUCUUUGGAAUCUAGAAAUCGAACCUCAAGUAGUGAAUCAAUUUAUGCAUUGGAUAAAGGAACACGAUUACACGAGAAAAUUUUAAUUCAGGAAGGUUAUAAAGCUAUGAUGUCUGAAAUCAAUGAUCGUAAAUAUAAAGAUGACAGUCAGAUUGUAAAUACAUCAAAAACGUCUGAUGAACAAAAGUAUAAAUCACAUUCUGAAACACGAUUAGGGAAGCACCAAAACAAAUCAAACUCAGUAAAGCCUAUAGAAAGCCUAACAAGAGAUCAAAACAAAAGAAUUUUUGAUAAGCAAAAAUCUUCAAGUAAAACGGACACAAAAUAUUCUUCUGAAAUAAGUGAAGAUCUUACAACUGCUCUUAACUCUAUAGCUAGUCAAGGAAAAACUCAGAGCUUCCCUACUGAGUUGUCAUCAUCAAUAAUGACAUCAAAGAGCAAAGAUAUGGAAAAAUUUUCUCAAUCGAGUAAUAAUCGACGUCCUGAAGAGCCCAAGUAUUCUGACACAUUCUCACAUACAGCUUCAACGAACUCUGGAUCCAUCAGUACUCAUAUAGAAACAAAAAUCUCCCAAGAAAGCUCACUGUCUGAAAAAUUAUUGGAUCCUCUAAGAAUUUCUUUCAGAGAUGACAGUUACUCUAAUGUACCUGAAUUUGCUGAUCUUGUUACUCCAGAUAUCAACCUUAUGGUUCGAUCUAAAAGAAGAAAGCAAAUCAUACAAGGACGAGAAAAUGACAGUGACUACAAGGAUCCAAAGUCAAGUCCAUCUAAAAAUGGUCAAGAAAUUGAAGAGUCCAAAUUGAUGCAUUUGAAGGAAGAAAUUAAUUUGCUAGACUCAUUUAGUGAGUCAUUGCGACAAGUUAUCGACGUCGAAAGAUCUAAGUUAUCCAGUGCCGAUUUAAAAAGGCAUGCAGGCUCAUCUCAAAAUGAUCAUAAGGACACUGAGUCCAAAAGAACCGAUUUCGAGUCUGUAGAUAAUAAAGAUGAUGGGAAAAAUAAAACUCAAAAACUUUUGGUCAAAGUUGCAGAGGUACAGACUCAGACAGCAAACGACAUUGCAACGCAAACAGAUACAACAACGCUUUAUCCACACGGUCAUAAUACUAGUCUAGUAUAUUCAAGGGUUUCUGCUGAUCAUAAUGAGCUUCCUCAUGUUUCCUUAAAUUCAGAAGAUAGAUAUGAGGAUAUGGAUCGGGUCGAAGAUAUCUCACUUCCUAGUAAGAUGAGGACAAUGUCAGAAAUAAGUCUACAUGAAACGACUUCUUCUAUUAAAACAGAAACUGGAACAGAAAUAAGUAUUUCGACUCGAGGCGUUACGUGUUCAUUCAAUAAAUAUUUGGAUUUAGAGAUGGCGCAGUUGAUAAAAGACGAGAGGCAGCGAUACGAUAAGAUCGAAAUGUUGUUUAAAUCGCGUGAGAAGACCUUGAACGAUCGAACUAAGAAAUUAGUCAAACUUGAGGAACAGAAGCGCGCACUGAGAGAUACUGGUCAAGACAGUCGCAUCAGUUCCGUAAAAAAGAAGCAGCGUGCCCUGCUACUUAAAUUGCAACAGGAGAAAGAUGAAAUGAACAGACUUAAAGAGCUGCAUAAAAUUGCUAGUCAAGAAAGAAAACUUAUGUUGCAAAAGCAGCGGGACAUGUUUAAUCCUGAAAUGUCUACAAAGAAUAUUUUAAACAAGUUGAAGCGAAGCGCGGACAGUCAAUCACCUAGGCGACUUUCGGGACCGAUGAAAGGAUACGACAUUCGUAGCAAUUCGUCAAUAAGUUCAUUAGUAGAUUCUGACAAGUCGCAAUUUGAUCGAUCUCAAUUUGACUUUAAAUUAAAUUUGUCUGAUAUUGUGCCUCAAAGAAAUAAUCUGGAUUGUUCAAAAUUAGAGUUGGAUUCAUCUUUAAAACAGGUUGUACACGCUGGAGAUAACAUUGACAAAAAGUUAUCCAAGUUUGAAGCUAGCAAACAACAGAAAGAAGCAAAGUUGAAGUAUGAUCCAAAGACGCGAAAAUUCGAAGAAAAGAUGCCAAAAUCCGAUCUUAUAAAAUUGAAGUCGCAUCAGUAUGAUCUAGAUGCUAUUCUCAAACAUGGUACUGGUGCUGUGAGUUUGUUGCACAAUGAUAAUUGUGAUAAAGAGGAUAAGUCUGUGUCAGAACAUAUUAGGUCCGAAUCCGAUGUCCUGAUGGAAGAAUUUACUCAUAUUUGGAGAUCACAGUUUCCAGAUUUUCCAUCAGAGUCUCUGCAAGCACUUAAAGAAAUGCACAAAGUAUCUUCAUCGAAAAGGCUUGAUAAAGAAUCGAUUGAGAAACUUCAGCAACAGCACACACCAUACGAAAACAAAAGUGCAAAGCGAAAAGGAAUGAAGUCUCAAAAAUCGAAAAUUCCUCAAACCGAAUCAACCUCAAAAUCGGAUGACUCGCAUUACUACAAACGCUCAAAAAUCGACAGCGAGCAGCAUCCCGACGACAAGUAUCAGAAUUCGAUGCUUGAAGAGAUUGACUUCAAUGAAAGUCAAAGUUCACUACAAGCUCUUUUAAAACACUCGAAUCUGUUAAAAGAACGGAAUCAGCAGUUGCUCCAGGACAUUGACGACGAACGAAAUAAUAUCGUCGCGGAAAACUCGGAGAGUCCUCUGUCACAAAAGGAAGAGGACGAACUUGCAAGAGGUGGCAACUCGGCGAGGUCACAAGUCAGUCUCACAAUAUCACACCAAAGCUCGAAUGACAGUGACAUGAGUUAUUCGAGAUCGGUUAUUAUACGUUCUCAGCAGGAUCAUCAUCCUCAUCAUCAUCGCACUGGUCUCAAGACGUCGAAAAAGCUUGAACAAAUUCUAAAGGCCCGUGAGGCCACGCUGGUCUCGAGGCGCAACUGCGUGGAGGAGUGGAUCGCUUGGCAUGCCAGGCUACGCGACGAAGAAAAUCGUGUAGCACGAAUGGAGCAGGCUGCCUACAAACUCGUCAGCGCCACCGCCAAAGCCCUGUCGCACAAUGACACAACAGUUUCUUCGGAUACCAGCGAUGUUGAAGGCAGAAUCGAGCUGCUUACGCAAAAAUUGGCGGAUCGUCGUUUGGAGAUGGCUCGUCUUAAAAAAGAAGCUAGAAAGCAAGCCAAACAAAGACUCAGGGCGUUAGAAGCUAAUUUAUUGAAUCAAAUUAAAAAAUACGACGCUACGAUUCAUGAUAUGCGCAAAAAGUUGGAAACAAGAAGAGGGACGAGUAAGGAAAAUGAAAAACUAGCUAUUGAAUCUAAGUCAGUUGUGGACUUUAAAGUACCUGAAAUCCCCAUUAAGAAGAUACAGGAAAUUUAUAAGAGCAGUGACUUAUUACGGUCGAAAUCUGAUUCCGACAUUAUUUCAGCACGGUGUCAAGAUAAAGAUGAUAAAUCGAAAGAUGAUAAAACAAAGUCGAACGAAGGCGAAACGGACUCUUCAAAAAGUGGAAGUACAGUGGGAUUUAAACCUUUAUCUUCAUUAUACACAGUUUUUGACGAGGAACAUGAAUCAUCUGAAAAAUCGGACUACAGUGUUGUGCAUUCAUACAAAACGAAAUCCAUCUCGGAAGAAAUUGCAACACAAAAGAGCGUCGAUACGGAAAUACAGGAAAUUAAAAGAUCAUCAUCGCAAAGUAGCAACAUUUCAGAAGAAAUUCCAAGCGAUGUUCAUUCCGUUAAAUCACAAACGGAACACAUUCAAACUGCACAGACUUCAGAAGCAACCCAAUCGCAAUUCGUAAUAGAAAAAAUUAAAGACUCAACAAACUUGCAAGAUAUAAAAAAAAAUUCAAAUAUUGAAGAAGUUUUAACACCUAGUUUUGACGACACAUCACUAAUAUUUUCUAGGAAACUAGAUCAUAUACAGAUUCACAAUAAAGAACUGAACGAUGAUAUACAUACUUUGGAGAACGAUCUCAAGGAAUUAACAGAAAUGAUGUCGAAUUUCAGCAAAAAGACCGAAGAAAAGAAUGUAAAACAAGUAGAUCAGUUCUCACUGAAUUCUAAAGAUAUUCAGAAAAGCACUUCCAAAGAUAUUUCUGAAGAACUGCCUACAUUCGAAUCUAAUGUACAAACAGACGACAUUGACGAAAACUUACAAAGUCGAGUUAAUGAAAUUAUAUCGGCUGUAAUUCCAGAAACAGAUGAUUUAUUAAGUUCAAUAGAAGAGCUUGAUGUUAGAGCUAAAAGUAUGGAAAUUCUUGAUAAGGUCGAGAAAUCUAUGCUUUCCGAGCACGGAGAAAAAUCCGCGGCCGAAAAUAUUCCUACUUAUCUGUCAUCUCACAUUCCUGACGAAUCUAAUAAAGUAUCGUCUGGUGCUAAUCACUAUGGAACUGGCACGAAUACAGUUUCAGAAGUUAUAUCGGUAGAAAAUGACAAAGAGAAUGUUUUGCUAAACGAAUCUCAACUUUUAAUUGAUAAGACAUCACAAUCUCCAAAUGGUGCAAUUAGCAGUCAUAUAGAAUCAGAAUAUGAUUUUGAAUCUGAAAAAAUUAGUAGUGCUCAAAUUCAAGAAAGUAAUUCUGAAUCUGUACUGCUAAAAAUGACGGAAAGAAUUUCAAUUGCGCACAUUGCAUCUUCGAAGAGUAACUUAAACGAAGCAACAGAUAAUCCAGAUCAUUCGGAAACGGAAGAUAAAUGCAUUGAAACUAAACUUUCAACUACUGAAGAAAUUAUUACAAACCGAAUUUCAUCGUCACAAACAGGCAAUAAAAUAUCAGACUGUAACGAAAUUGAGACAAUGACUGAAGAUAAAGAAGACGACAAUGAAGACUGUGCUUUAAACAAAGUUAACAGUUCAUCAUUCAGAGAAAAUAUAAAGACUGUCGAACCAUUUAUAAAGACUGUAGUAUCCGAUGACUGGACAUUAUCUGAUUCCUUUGAUAUUCAGCAAAUCGGAGAUAAGAAUUCUGAUCCCAUUCAGUUACCAUUAGAAAUCAUUUCUACUAUAAAAGACAAUAAAGAUGAAGAACGGGUAGGUUUCAGCGAUAUGGAAGAUUCUACGAUGUUUAUUCCCAAGGGCGAGUCUACAAAUAUUCAAGACACUUUCGUACUCAAGUUGGAUGAAUCAAGCGAACCGCGAAUUGGGAUUCGUUCAGAAGAAUUUAACGACAUUCUUGAGAUAAUUGAACGGGAGACAAAAAAUGACGACGAACAUUCUCCUCAACCUGCAAUAUUGAAUAUAGAAGAUCGAAAUUUACCCCAAGUAGAUGUUAAAAUCGACAGCCCGAUCGAGUGCGAUUUAUCUGUAACUGUUAAAGCUGUAGAUGAAGAAUUAGAAAGCAUAGAAGAAGAAAUAGAGAGUAAAAACGAAAAUAUCAUUGAUGACAUUUCUCAUGAAUCAUCGUUAGACGAUAAAAAUACUGAUUUGCCAAAAAUAGAGAUAGGUCUUAAGAUUGAAUUAGUCGAUGAGGAGAAUGAUAAAAGCAAAGUAAAGUCGAUUUCAAGUUUUCGUGAAAAGCACAAUAAAGUUCAAAUAACUGAUUUGACGGGAUUCAGUAGCGAAGAUCGGGGAAGUUCAGAUGGAGAGCAAUUGGAUAACUUGAUAGAAGUAGCUGAAGGUAAACUUGCUACUUUAGAAAAAUUGACCCCUACUAAAAAGUUAAUCGAAAAUUCACAAAAACCGAAAACGCACGUGACAGUAUUUUUAGAGAAGACAUUCGAAGUAAUAAAGGAUCCAGAAUAUGAAGAUAUAUCUGAAGAAAGUUUAGAAGUCUCUGAAAUUCUUGACAAAACGGAAUCCCAUGGAUCACAGAAAUCAAAGAAAUUUACGACAAUACCAGAAAAAUAUGUUAUCAAAUCCAAAUCCGACGAAGUUUUACGUAUACUGGAUGAAAUUUCAAGCAAACCUUCAAACAAUUAUAACGAGGAGAACCGUGAUAAUUAUGAUAUUGACGAUCGUGCUGCGGUGAAAGUAAAUAGUUUCGACGAUUUACAAAAUGAAGAAGUAAUCGUUGUACCUUCGCCAUUCAGAAAAUUGAAUGGUCUUGAAAAUACAGACUUGGAGCUUGAUAAAGAUGUUUUAUCAGAAGAAAAUUCAGUAAAGGAAAUCUUCAAUAAUCAGGUUGCCGCGACAGAAAUAAAGCUUGAUGUACAAGAAGAAAAAGAAGAUCAAGAUGUUCAAGAGAAAGAAGAAAACUCUUCUCAAAUUAUAUCCGAAAUAAGUGAUGUUGGCGCACUUGAUACGCCCCGAGGUGUAUCAGAAAUCGACACGGACUCGCCUAGAGAUGUAAAUGAAGAUUCUCGUCUAGAUGUCGAUGCUUUGGACGACGACUUACUUAGCGGCAACUCUUUGUUACUACAGACGCCAAGCAAGGAAGCUAAAACUGAAUUCCGCACAACUCCAAUGGGUGUUAAUUGCGAAAAGGACAUUGAGGCUAUGAUCGACAAGCUAAAAGCUUCAUUGGAGCAACCAGGUCUAGAGGUCGCUGAAUUGGAAGCUAAAUUGCUACAAAUUGAGAAUCUUCAAAUUGAGCUUGAGAUUAAGAAGUUAGAAGCUGAAGAAGUAUCUUACUACGUAAGAGAAAUACCAAACAAACCACCACCACCAUACACGCCGCCAGGAGCUGUCCGUUUGUCCAGCGCUCACGGGUCUCCCUCACCUCCACCGGCAGUAAUUCCAACAAAUGUCGAGGAGUUAACGGCAAUCACUGAAAAGGCCACUGCCCUUAUAUAUAAAGCAAAGCAAUCUGGUGAAGAAGUCUUAGCUUUGGUAGCACCUCCUGAAAUUUGCGAGCUUGCCAAAGAUAAUAGUAGCGACGCUCUUAAAAAGGAUCGCCGAAUUUACAAUACCUUCUUGUUCGAUUUGUGCAAAGAGGUCAUUGCAGAAAUGUACAAGGCAGAGUACGAGAGGCCAGGGCCUAGUUGGACCAAGCCCAACGUUAAAACGAAACCCGCUGUUAAGAUAGCGAAAAAUGUGGAUGAGCUCAAUGAUUACGUUUCCAAGGAAGUUGCUACUUUGUUCGGUUUUAAAACAAAACUUCAGCGUGAGAAUAUGGUCAUGCGCUGGAGUAGAAAGAGAAGAGACAGAGUUGACGAGCUGCUAGCUAAAGAAGCACAAGCAGAGGAAAAAGAAUGGACCAAGUUUCAUCAUGAUGAACUUGCCGUUAAGAAUGAAUUGAGUAUGACGAUAUUAGACACGCUGAUAUUGGAGACGACAAGCUGUAUCAAAGCGGCAUACACUAAGAAACGAAAGAUUGUUAAGACUUAGAAUGCCAGAGGUAAUUUAAGAAAAGCUACGCGGUAAAAUAGAUGCUGUUGCUUGCUGUUAAGAUGAAAUCUAUAAAAUCAAGCAAAGUUGUAUAGUUUGUACGUAGUUAGUAAGUUAUUAAAUAUAAUAUUACAACCACACUUGACUUUAAAGAGUUCUGAAAAUGCUAUCUCAAUUCUUUUCUUGCAAUUACCUGUUUAUUUUGAAACUACACUCACAACUGACAAAAUCAAGUUAUCCGGUCCGAUUUGUUUUUUGAUAUAAAUAUAGUAAAAUGAUCAAUUUUCAAACAAUGAAGUAGUAACUGAAUACAAAGUGAAGGCCUAUGCUAUCAUAACAAACCUUAAUGGUCGUACGAAAUUCUAUUUGUGUAUAUUAGAAUUGAAAUUCACAAAAAUACUUGUAUGUAAAUAUAUCAGUAAUUUAUGACUUUUAUUUAAAAACUAUCUAUUUAUCUAUCUAUCUAUUUUCAUAAGGCCUUAAUAUACAUAAAUAAGAAGCAUUUAUUAAAUUAUUAAGAUCAAUCUUUUUUUUUACCGUGCAGCAUCAAGUGUUAGAUAAUUGUUUGUCUUUAUUAUUAUUAAUUUAAAACUGCACAAUUGUCUUGUGUGUGUGUGCGUGUGUUCUGGUGAAUAUGACUAUCGUUAAAGUUUGAAUUGAGGCAGGUCGUAAGAUGAGAUCUAAAACUCAUCGUUAGUGUUUACUUACACUUACGCAUAGGCUGGUUCCUAUUUAAUUUGUUAACAAGACAUUUUUUACACUCCUAUACACAUUUUUUCGUCGCACAUUAGUAAGCAAUUUCGUGCUCCGCGUAAGUAGAAAACAUACUCUGUAGUUAGAAUGGUUCUUACACGAUAAUCAAAUGAACUAUGUCAGUAUGCGAUAGUUGAUAUUUUGUAUUGGUGCGGUGAGAGCGCAUGCCUGUAUCAUAAAACAUAUAUAAUAAGCAAUGCGUUUUGCUUUUUUGAUUUUUCAUUAAUACCGUUAUGUUGUAGAGAGAUAUAUCUGUUAGAUUUGUGAAAAAGUAUGAAAAGUAUAGAGAACUUGUAUAUUAAUGAGGAACGGUAUACAGCCUUAGUAUUUAUAGUUCCAACAUUUGGAUGUCCUGGGGGGAGGGGGAUAUUUUAAUUAUUAUUAUUAACAAGAGCAAUGCUCAAAUAUAUUUACUAGUAAAAUUAACAAACUUGUAAGACUGAUGUUUUGGGGCCAUUUCGAUUGAUUGAAAUUUCGAAAAAAAAUGUAAAAAGAAAAUAAGCAAAGGCUGAAAGACGCAGGAUGACGUGUAUGUAGAGUAUAUGUCAUUUUCGGAGUUAAUGCUUCGGUAAUAGUUUUGACAACGAAUGAUGUUUUUUCUUAUAUGUGUAUGUAUGUAUGUGUGUAUGUGUAUAUAUAUAUAUAUAUAUAUAUAUAUAUAUAUGUGCGCACACAUUUAUGUGCGCAAAUUGAAAAAAAGAAAAUAAAUUAAUUAACAAAACGUACUUCUAAGAUCAACAAAAAUAUUUCUGGGAUUUUGUUUUGGUUUUCAUUAAUGCGUUAUGUUCAAGAACGGAUGCUUAUUACAUAUACUUGUUUUUGUCUUUUUAGACGUUCCGAUAUCCGUCUUAGUUGAAUUUAGUUUUCUUGGUUGUGAUGUACAUAAGGUAAAGAAAUGUUUGAGUGCAUACGAAAUCUUACGUUUUGUAUCAUAAACCGAAAAUUGUUUUUUCAAUAAUUCAUACUUUACAAAUUUGUUUUUUAUUUUUCUGAGAAACAUAUAUUAUAUAACAAUACGUAAAAACUUGUAUACUGUACAUAUCGUGCCGAAGCAGUUAAAUACAACGUAUGAAAGACUGCAUCUGCACGAUUCCAGGCGUAGAUUGUUAUAUGUAAUCCAUGGUAUGUAGAAUUUGUACUUAAUUAAGUUCUAAUAUAUUUUAUAAUAAAUAUUGUAAAAAAUUUA
Nasonia vitripennis (jewel wasp) is the source of this 10865-nucleotide messenger RNA. RefSeq names its product centrosome-associated protein 350. The record is from RefSeq and is a predicted model, not a curated record. Lineage: Eukaryota; Metazoa; Arthropoda; Insecta; Hymenoptera; Pteromalidae. Gene Ontology annotation, cellular component: centrosome. Bases 806 to 8926 code for a protein of 2706 amino acids. The transcript is spliced from 13 exons. Gene Ontology annotation, molecular function: microtubule binding. Gene Ontology annotation, biological process: microtubule anchoring.